CCUAACACUGGAGAGCCUGUGUUCGAAUGUCCCGUAAUGGCACCGUAAUGGUGUUAUGUUGCAGACACCAAGUGACGGGAUCUUGACUGAACCUUCUGGAGACCAAGAAGGGAGUGAGAGAUCCACUUCAUCCUUACAACAGACACCAAGUGACCUGACUGAACCCUCUGGAGACCAUGAAUGGAAUGAGAGAUCCACUUCAUUCUUACAACAGACACCGAGUGACCUGACUGAACCCUCUGGAGACCAUGAAUGGAAUGAUAGAUACACUUCAUCCUUACAACAGACACCGAGUGACCUGACUGAACCCUCUGGAGACCAUGAAUGGAAUGAUAGAUACACUUCAUCCUUACAACAGACACCAAGGGACCUGACUGAACCCUCUGGAGACCAUGAAUGGAGUGAGAGAUCCACUUCAUCCUUUCAACAGACAUCAAGUGACAGGUACCUGACUGAACCCUCUGGAAACCAAGAAUGGAGUGAGAGAUCCACUUCAUCCUUACAACAGACACCAAGUGACCUGACUGAACCCUCUGGAGAACAAGAAUGGAGUGAGAGAUCCACUUCAUCCUUACAACAGACACCAAGUGACCUGACUGAACCCUCUGGAGACCAUGAAUGGAAUGAGAGAUCCACUUCAUUCUUACAACAGACACCGAGUGACCUGACUGAACCCUCUGGAGACCAUGAAUGGAAUGAUAGAUACACUUCAUCCUUACAACAGACACCAAGUGUUCCGAUCCUGAUGAAACCUUUUGAAGAUCAAGAAAGGAGUGGAAGAUCCACUUCUUCCUUACAACAGACACCAAGUGACCUGACUGAACCCUCUGGAGACCAUGAAUGGAAUGAGAGAUAAAUUCUCAAAAUUCUCAAAUUUUCAAAAUUCUCAUUAUUUCCUGGAAUAUCUUAUUUUGAUUAUUUUAUUUUUCCAUUUUUAAUAAAUAAUGCCUUCUUUUACAGGUGGGAAUAAGAGACGCACGUGGACAGAUUAUGAAGUGAAGGCUGUUGAGCGACAUAUGUUUGAUUUCAUAACAAGCCAUAAAGUUUCAGGUAAAACGAGCUGUGAGUCCUGUCUCCACGCAGAGCCAGCAGCUCUGAACGACAGAGGCUGGGUGUCCAUCAAAAACUACAUCCACAACAGGAUAUAACUGCAUUAAAAAGGGAAAUGAAUGGCUAGUCCAUUGAAAUGCGAGCACGUCUGGGUACAUUUCAGUUCAAGUUAACUAAAGCAAUAGCAAUGGUGCAUUUAGGGUGGGAUGGUCAAUUAUGGAUUUCAUAUUUGUUGUUGGAUACUGUGUUUCACGUUUGUUGUUUCAUGAUCUUCAAGAGCAAUUUGGAAAAUCCUUGAAGAUGUAUGAACAUGUAAAUUAUACUGUAUAUCAGGCAUGUUCCGAUCUGGGCCUGGAGAGCCACUGUCGUGCCUGUUUUCCAACUCUCCCGGCUGCAUCACACCUGUUUCAGAUGAUCAGUUCAUCAGUCAGCUCUGAUGCAGCAUUAGAACAUCCUGGGAGAGCUGGAAAACAAAAAGACAGCGGCCCUUGAGGACCGACCUUGGACACUCCUGCUGUAUAUAAACGUACGUACGAUAUACAAACUUCUCACAAAAGAUAGGCUUAUUAGGUUUGAGGUGAUAUUUUGGAAAAACCCUAAAACAUUUGAAUUCAUCCUAUUUCAAGAAUUUCAAUACUUUUUGAAAAGUUGCUUUUGUCUAACGGUAGCUAAAGAAGUUGCUACACACAUGGCACAAUAUAUGGCCAGAUUCAUUAAAAAUUCUUCAUCGCAGUAUUCACAUUUUGACAUAAUCUUCUUCAGUUCAAACAACCCUCAUCUAUUGCAGUGCUUUGUGUCAUGGAGAGGAGGUGGCAUGUUUUCUGUGUUCAUAAUUUCAUAUUGUCAGCAAUUAAAAAAUAAGAAAGUGGACUGACCACAUAUUUAACCGUCUCUUCUUCUUCACAGCUUAUUUUACUAUCUUGUAUUAUUAAUGUGAAUAUUUGAGGGAUGACGGGUAUAACGACUGUUUGGCACAUUCGCCUCACAGUUCAGCAAUUGAUAUUUGAAUGUUUGAAUCUGGGCAUCCUUCCUUUGUAGAGUUCUCCCCAUGCCUGAGCAUGACAAUUGGACACAUGUGCCUAACAUAUACUGUUGGUAUGUAACAUGAGUCAAUUUAAAAAUACACACUUUACUCUUAGCUGGUCUUCAUAAGUCAUAUAUACUUGAAAAUGAUGUGUAUCCAGGGGGCUCAAAAUUCACAAAAACAUGAAAUGGUAGUGUGUUUGAGGUGACUGUCUCCAUAAUACACAAAAACCUGUCAAUGUCCUCAUAUGUAGUAGUUUUGUCAUAAAUCAAAAAAAAAUUAUGUCCUAGCCAAAAUCUGAGUAGAUGGCUGUCUUCCUGAUUUUUUUUCAUGGUUACCAUAUUUUUUUGGAGCCUGUAGGACCACGGGAAAGGCAUGUACCCAUAUGUCGGGUGAACAAACGGACGUCCUGAAAAUGCACCAAAACACGUAUGUGUGUGUGUGUGUGUGUGUGUGUGUGUGUGGCAGCUAGUGACAGCCCCACUUUGGAGAGGCUGAGGUCAGUGCCAUAAAGUCAGCCUAACAGAGGAAAGAGAAACAAAACCCUACUUGUCUAUCUGUAUGGGUGUGUCUGUGUGUGACAGACAGACAGGCACGCACGCACACACACGCACAGUGCCCCAGUCACCUCUUGACUUCACUCUUGGCAACUCAUGAGCAAACACGCCUUGCUAGAUUGGUUUUGGUUGGUGUGUGACAACUGUGUGACACAUUACCAUCGUCUGGACUGCGUGUGUGUGUAUGUGCGCUUCAGUUGCUUCAGGAUAACCACACCAUCAAAGUCACCCAAAGUCAAUACAGUACCACAUCCACGUUUAAACAUGCAUGCAUUUCCAGUUAUCAGUAACCUCCCUUGGCACUCCUCUAUCAGUCAUCCUUGUUUACACACAAACAUGUUGGUUUUUCUGGCACAAUGCGGUGCAUUUGCAGUUCACUGACCUUCUCGUGUGACACUUCUUGAUUGGGAGCCAAGUGGGGAAGACCCUUCUCAUGACAUUAGGAAACCGCAUUCAUUUGGAUGUACUUGGACCCAUGUGAUUAAA
Molecule: messenger RNA, 3117 nt
Organism: Hippocampus zosterae (dwarf seahorse)
Lineage: Eukaryota; Metazoa; Chordata; Actinopteri; Syngnathiformes; Syngnathidae
Product: cell surface glycoprotein 1-like
Exons: 11
Coding region: 56-856 (266 amino acids)
Source: RefSeq, a predicted model, not a curated record